Molecule: messenger RNA, 1827 nt
Organism: Striga asiatica
Lineage: Eukaryota; Viridiplantae; Streptophyta; Magnoliopsida; Lamiales; Orobanchaceae
Source: the annotation of a GenBank genome assembly
GCUGCUCAUAUCUUUCAAAGCACCCGCACGGACAAAAGAGCUUCUCAUACGCGCAAAUGGAAGGAGGUGAAAAAAUGAGAGGAAAUUCGGAAAAGGUUAUGGAGGGUGUUGCAUCCUUAGCCCUUUUGCCCAGUGGCUCCAUUUCAGGCCAUUUUGUGCAGCUUCCUCACUCCAUCUGCUAUGGCCUUCAUGGAGUCGAGCUGGAAUGUGAAAGGGAGUGCAGCCGAGGUGAGGAUUACCGCUUGAUCAAACUCACCGUGACAGACUUUAGUAGCAAGAAAGGAAGAGAUAUUGUGGUGGAAUGCAGAGGACAUGAUGCGGCUAAGAUAUGCAGCACUGAUCAUGCUCACGGGUGGCAGAAAGAUGUGGUGGGAAUGGUCGAGGAGAAGCACGGGAAAAAUAAGGUUACGGUUUUCUUUGAAUGUGAAACGUUGAAAGCUGAGAAAGCAGCUGAUGACCAUCUUCAGAAGUUCAUGCCUAAGUUAGUCGGGAUGGAUGCUGUUGUUAAUAUCGGGCGCAUGACGAUUGAAGGAUUGGAUUUUGAUGCAGAGACUGAACACGAGCGUGUUGAUGAGCAAAGCAGUCAGCCGAAUCACUAGAAAUCUGCUCGACACAUAUAUUCGGUGUUCUUUAACCCCUUUCUAUGUUUAAGAUCCAAAUUGCCAGAAGAAGAUAAUGCCGGUUUAACAACCUUGACCGGUUUUGACUUUACAUGAGAGGAACUCGACGUCUCAACUGUCGAUGUUCGGUUAUCACCCGACGAGACAUUUUUCACCAGGUUUUCGUUGCUUUUAGAAGGAAAACACACACUCUUGACAAAAUCCGGUGGAUCUAAAGGUUUGGGCUUUUUGAAUAUCGGCUUAUUUCUAGAGGAAGCAUUUUUAUUCAUGGAACCAGUUUUGAAAACAGAGGAGUUUUUGGGUCUUUGUAAGGAGUUUAUUCUAUCAGGAGAGAGGAUUUUUUUAGUAUCUGGUGAUGAAGUCUCUUUUUUUACAACCUUUUUCUUAUCAAAGGAUGUCUUCAGCUUUGGCGUGUCGAACUCGAAUCUGAUGUCGGGAGACAAGUUUAAAUCGAGCGAGCGGAUUUUGGUGUCCGUUUUUGGCUUGUUGUCGGCAUUUUUUUCUUUCUUUUUCUCGACUAUCUGCACAAAACAUCGUCGAGCAAAGGUUUUCUUGCCUUCUCUUCAGACGAAUGUUUGUUUUUUCCGUACUUACAGAAAUCGUGACAAGAACCAGUGGAUGAACGAAGAUAAUGUGGGUCCACGGCUCGUUUAUUAACUACAGAAGCCGAUUUUGGGGUCGAAUUCCCCAUUGAGCUGUGAGCUUUACUCUGGCUUCUGUUUAUGCAUUCUUCUCUUUCAUAAGCCAUAAAAGUUUUAGAAAUGUUAAAAAGUAAAUUGGAAGAAAACCAAAUUCCUGCAUAAACAAAGAAAAAUGAAAAACAAAGAAAAAAUAAUCUUGACACACCAACCAUGUUAAAGGCAGAACUCCAAAUACACACCAAAUCAAAUCCCAAACAAAAAAAACAAGAAAAACCAUGCAUACGCCUUAUAAAUCAAAGAGGCAAAUCCGCAGAAAACUAAUAACAGAGUCUCAAUUAUUCUCAUCUACUUCCGAAAAAAGAUGCAUAAAAAAGCUAUCUUUAAAUCUUUUUUAAACUGCCCAAAAAAAAUAAAUAAAAAAUGUUAAGUCUAUGAGAGAUGAAGUAAAAUCCAAGAACAAGCAUACCCCAAUUACCUUCUUUCUGAACAACCCUUUUUCUUCUCUACUGUUUUAUUGCAAAACAAAAAACAAAAAGGUUGUAAGGAACGACUUAGAAAUUUCGCGG